AUGUGUCAGCUGCGUUCUCAAGAAAUGUCAUUGCUCUUGAUCGUGGAUCGUGCUCGCAGUAACCGCUGUGUCGUUCGUCGUCGGUCGCGAGAAGAGACCACGUUGUUUCAUAAGUUACGCGUGUCGACGUCAAAGCGGGCGCUUAUAUAUUAUUCUAUUCUUCAUCUCUUCCUUUAUGGCUCUCGUUCAUCGUGUGCCGCGUCUAGUUUCCGUUUCUCCGAUUAUGCGACUGGGUUAUGCGAGGAACGUGUAGUGGCACCAAUCGCGCGAGUCGUCGCUGUAUUAUCGAGUGUCGCGACGCGCGACGUCGCGGCUAAAACGCGAUUGAACUUCGCGGGUACAGUGGGGAAUUGUCGUUUCUCCUUCUUUGCGAGUAUAUACGUUUUAAGUGACUCAGCUAGACUCGGAGAAAAUCGACGUGAUUCAUCCGCGUAGUGGACGAUGAGACGCACAGUAGUAAAUACUCCGACAAAAGUGAAUCUUCGCGAAAUCGCUCGCCGAAAAGUGAAACCGGCUCCGAAAGUGUCAAAGUGGUUCGA
Molecule: messenger RNA, 539 nt
Organism: Trachymyrmex cornetzi
Lineage: Eukaryota; Metazoa; Arthropoda; Insecta; Hymenoptera; Formicidae
Exons: 3
Coding region: 1-435 (144 amino acids)
Source: RefSeq, a predicted model, not a curated record